Messenger RNA from Oppiella nova, 1453 nucleotides. Lineage: Eukaryota; Metazoa; Arthropoda; Arachnida; Sarcoptiformes; Oppiidae. The record is from the annotation of a GenBank genome assembly.
CGUGGCUUUUAUACAAAAUGAUUGCAUUUAUGUUGAAUUGAAUGGCAUUUCUGAUUGAUAUCUAUAUCGACACCAAACUAUAAAUUGCGAUAAAAUAUACAAUUAUUAAGUGAUUGAAAGUCAACGCAAAUGUUAUCAUUGAAUAGCAAAUUGUCCUCAAAUGGCAACCGAUUGGUCACCAAAUACUGGAUGAGCCGAAGACUGGCACAUGACGUGCGCACCGGUAUAUUGAUGCUGAAUAUGGGCGGACCAGAGACUCUCGAUGAUGUGCUCCCAUUCCUCACCAGACUCUUCACCGACAAAGACAUCAUACCACUGCCGGCACAGAGCACAUUGGGUCCAUUGAUCGCCAGACGGAGGGCACCGGUGGUGAGGGAGCGGUACCAGCAAAUAGGUGGCGGAUCGCCUAUCAAGGACUGGACCACAAGACAGGGAACACUGUUGACCCAAACGCUAGACCAACUGAGCCCUGAGUCGGGUCCGCAUAAGUUUUACUUAGGCUUCCGUUACGCGGAGCCCUUGACGGAGGACGCGAUCGCGACAAUGGAAAGAGAUGGAGUGAUGAAUGCGAUCGCGUUCUCGCAAUACGCGCAGUACAGCUGCAGUACGUCUGGCAGUAGUAUUAACGCCAUCGCCAGACACUAUAUACAGACCAUCGGCGCCAACGCAUCGCCCAAAAUGAAGUGGUCUUUCAUCGAUCGGUGGCCGACGAACGCCGGACUCGUCGAAGCCUUCGUCGACUUAAUACAGAAGGAAAUCGAUUGGUUUCCAGAGACUAAACGCAACCAAAUAGUGCUCCUCUUCUCAGCCCACGCCCUCCCACUCCGCGCCGUUAAUAAGGGCGACUCGUACCCAACCGAAGUGAGCGCUACUGUAGUCAAAGUCAUGGAAUCUCUUCAUUUCAAAUACCCGUACCGAUUGGUGUGGCAGUCGAAAGUAGGCCCUAUGACAUGGCUCGCACCUCAGACUGAUGAGGCACUUAAGGGCUUUAGUGAGAAGGGGUACAAGAAUUUCAUAUUAAUACCCAUUUCCUUUGUGAACGAACACAUCGAAACCCUGCAUGAGUUGGACAUUGAAUACGGGCGCGAUUUGGCUAAAGAGUUAAAAAUAGAAAACAUAAGGCGUUGCUCUGCGCCUAACACUCAUCCGGCGUUUAUUAGAGGAAUGGCAUCGAUAGUGAAGUCUCACAUGGAUUCGGGCGAACUGUGCUCUAAGCAACUGAUGCUCCGGUGCCCGCUCUGCACCAAAAGUGUUUGCUCUGACACAAGACAAUGGCUCCAAAGUAUACAUGAUUUGCAGGCAAACAAAUAAACGAUUAAAUCUCAACAAACAAUUAUUUGAUUAUGAAAUCUCUAUAAACGUAGAAAAAUAUUUUUAUUUACAUUUCUAUCAAUGCUUUUAUACUUGUAUUGAUUCUAUUGUUAUUGAAAAUAAAUUUAAGAGACAGUUGAAC